Molecule: messenger RNA, 1350 nt
Organism: Colius striatus (speckled mousebird)
Lineage: Eukaryota; Metazoa; Chordata; Aves; Coliiformes; Coliidae
Gene: BPIFB2
Product: BPI fold containing family B member 2
Exons: 15
Coding region: 1-1350 (449 amino acids)
Molecular function (GO): lipid binding
Source: RefSeq, a predicted model, not a curated record
AUGGUGAAGCUCAGCACCCUGAGCAUCCUCCUGAGCCUCCUGGGCUGUGCCCACGGCAGCAGGUCGCCCGACUGCGGGGGCAUCCUCACCCCAGCAGGGCUGAGCUACCUGGCUGAAGUUUCAAAGCCCCAUGCAGAGGCAGUCCUCAGGCAGGACCUGAUGGGCCUGGCUGUGCUGGAGCAGCUGCAGCCCCUCAGCAACCAAAUUACCUCUGUGGAAGUGGCUGAGCUGUCCCUGCAGCUCGUCCCCCACGCCGGGCUGCGGCUGAGCAUCGUCGUGGACCUCAGCAUCACAUCUGCCCCCUCCAGCACCAAGGCAGUGAGACUGUCCAUCUGGGCAGAGCUCCGUGUGGACAUGAGCCCCGAGGGGAACCUGGAGCUGGUGGCCUCUGACUGUGACACCAGCGUGGAGGAGGUGCAGAGCACCCAGGAGAAGGAAAGUAAGUCCUCUAGUUCAGAGGUGGACAAGGAGAUUUAUGAUUAUAAGAUUUGCCUGGAAGUCUCCAAGUUGCUGCUUUUGCCAAAGGAACAGCUGGUAUCUCUGACAGCCCCAUUCCCCAUCGCUCCCAGCUGCCAGCUCCAGUACCUGCCCCUGGCUGCACCCAUGUUCUCUGAGCAGGGAAUCAUCCUAUCCUUGAAAACAAGUUUCAAGGCGGUGGGGAAGGCAAUCCGCCUGCCCACCAGCCCCACACCCUUCAGUGUGCCCGAGACAGCGAGCUCCCACCCUUCCCACCUCACCCUGGCUUUCUCUGAGCACUUCUACACCAGCCUCUUCUACGCCCUGGAAAUGUCUGGAGCCCUCAACAUGACCAUCCCGAGCCCGCUGACCACCGCCACCGUGGCACAGAAGAUCACUCAGCGGACGAGCUCCCACUUCCCAGAGGACCUACCGGUGGUGCUGGGAGUCGCCUCCAGGAGGUCACCCCGGGUGGUGCUGGAGGAAGGCAAAGCAGCCCUGAAGCUCUUCCUCACCGUCCACGCUGGGGCAGGAUCACCAGCUCUGCAGAGCUUCCUGAGCCUCAGCGUGGACAUGUCUGCAGGACUCCUCCUCAGCCUGGCUGACACAAGGAUGAGGAUUUCUGCAGCAGUGAUAGAGGAUGUUGAGCUCAGCCUGGCUGCCUCCAGCGUGGGUCCCAUGCCAGCUGCCUUGCUGAAGGAGUUAUUCCUGCCCACAGUCUGUGAGAGGGUGCCAGCCCAGGUGAAUGCGGUGCUGAGUGAAGGUGUGUUCCUGCCCCACCUCUCCAGCUUCACCUACACCAACAGCAGUGUCAUCAUCCACAAGAACCACGUCCUGGUCCCCUGUGACCUGGAGCUGCGGCCGCAGCCUGCAGAGCAGAGCACCGUGGGCUGA